Messenger RNA from Mercurialis annua (annual mercury), 2408 nucleotides. RefSeq lists its product as uncharacterized. Gene Ontology annotation, molecular function: zinc ion binding; oxidoreductase activity. Gene Ontology annotation, cellular component: mitochondrion. The record is from RefSeq and is a predicted model, not a curated record. NCBI's taxonomy places the organism in Eukaryota, Viridiplantae, Streptophyta, Magnoliopsida, Malpighiales, Euphorbiaceae. Bases 220 to 2124 code for a protein of 634 amino acids. The transcript is spliced from 18 exons.
AGACAAAAAAGGAUAAGAAGUAAAGAAAGCGAAGUUGUGGGCACAUUGAUUUCCUAACCCAGAUUUUAUAGUAACGACACACUACACGCCGGCCGUGUCAUCAUCAUUGAUCAACCAUUCAUGACUGUAAUCAUUUUUUCCUAUCUGCUUAUAUAGCCUUUCCUUUUCAUUGAUUACUUCCAAAAACAAAAACUCAAAUUCUACAGAGAACCCUCUUACAUGGAGAUCAAGCCUGGUUUGUCAGCUCUGCUCACCGGUGCUGCAUCUGGAAUUGGGAAAGCACUUAGUUUAGCUCUUGGGGAGAAGGGGGUAUUUGUGACUGUGGUUGAUUUCUCUGAAGAGAAGGGUAAGGAAGUUGCGGUUCUCAUUCAGAAAGCGAAUGCUAAGUUCCAUUCAAACUUGGAAUUCCCCACUGCUCAGUUUGUGAAAUGUGAUGUGACCAACACAAGAGAUUUAGCUGCUGCGUUUGAGAAGCAUGUAGCAACAUAUGGAGGGCUUGACAUCUGCAUCAAUUGUGCUGGCAUCGGUACUUCAACUCCAUUCCACAAGGAUGAGACUGACGGCACUCGUUCUUGGAGGCGUACUGUUGAUGUUAACCUGACUGCAGUUAUUGAUUGCACCCGUCUUGCGAUAAAUGCUAUAAAAGAUGCACAAAAGCCUGGAGUCAUUAUAAAUCUGGGUUCUGCUUCCGGUCUGUAUCCAAUGUUUAAUGAUCCUAUCUAUGCUGCUUCUAAAGGCGGUGUUGUUAUGUUUACUAGAUCACUUGUCCCAUUCAAACGCCAAGGUAUUCGGAUUAAUGUGCUUUGCCCUGAGUUUGUUGAAACUGAUAUGGGUUCAAAGAUUUCUCCAAAGUUCGUGGAUAUGAUGGGAGGCUUUGUUCCUAUGCAAAUGGUGAUCAAAGGUGCUUUUGAGCUUAUCAGCAAUGAGAACAGAGCUGGUGCUUGCCUAUGGAUUACAAAUCGCAGAGGCAUGGAGUAUUGGCCCUCUCCUGCAGAAGAAGCAAAAUAUUCGGUGGGUCCUUCUGCCUCCAAGAAAAGGCUGCCAUCUAUGGGCCCAGUAGAUGUACAGCUUCCUCAUAGCUUUGAGAAAAUCGUUGUCCAUACCUUAAGUCACAAUUUCCGAAGUGCUACCAGAAUUGUGCAUGUACCACUUCGUUUACCCAUUGGACCACAUGAAGUUCUUGUGAAAGUCAUUUACGCUGGUGUAAAUGCUAGUGAUGUAAACUUUAGCUCAGGAAGGUAUUUCAGUGGUGACGACAAAGAUAUUCAAUCUCGUCUUCCAUUUGAUGCUGGUUUUGAGGCAGUGGGGUUAAUUGCAGCUUUGGGAGACUCUGUUCGUCACUUGAAAGUCGGCACUUCUGCUGCAAUCAUGACAUAUGGGAGUUAUGCUGAGUUCACAGUGGUUCCUGCAAAAUAUAUCCUUCCUAUCCCAAGACCAGAUCCUGAAGUUGUCGCCAUGCUUACUUCAGGGUUAACAGCGUCAAUUGCUCUAGAAAAGGCUGGACAGAUGGAAUCUGGAAAAGUAGUACUUGUUACUGCCGCUGCAGGAGGGACCGGACAAUUUGCUGUUCAGCUUGCAAAGCUGGCUGGAAAGAAGGUAGUCGCAACCUGUGGAGGCAAAGAAAAAGCAAUGCUUUUGAAAGAAUUUGGAGUUGACCGAGUCAUAGACUAUAAAGCUGAAAACAUCAAAUCUGUUCUAAAGAAGGAAUUUCCUAAAGGUAUUGACAUCAUCUAUGAAUCUGUUGGUGGUGACAUGUUUAACCUCUGUCUGAACGCCUUAGCAGUACAUGGACGACUUAUCGUGAUUGGAAUGAUUUCACAGUAUCAAGGAGAACAUGGAUGGACACCAUCAAAUUAUACUGGACUCUGUGACAAAAUUUUAGCUAAAAGCCAAACUGUGGCUGGUUUUUUUCUAAUCCAGUAUGGUCACCUAUGGCAAGAGCAUCUGAACAGACUUUUUGAUCUUUUCUCUCAAGGAAAGCUAAAGAUUUCCAUAGAUCCAAAACGAUUUGUGGGUGUGAAUUCCGUUGCAGAUGCUGUUGAGCAUCUUCACUCAGGCCAAAGUGUUGGCAAGGUGGUUGUGUGCAUUGAUCCGACAUACAGCGAAAAAAUGGCAAAAUUAUAAGCAAUAACUUGAGAUUAAGCUGCGUCUCAUUGGAAGUUGAGAAGCUUCAUUUAAAUAAUACGAAACCAGGCAAAGUAAAUUGUAUUAUUUUCAGAGCUUAUUCUGACAGAUUUAGAAUUGGUUUUUUCAUCAUAAAAAAGUUGUAACUUAUAGCAAUUUACACGAAAAUAGCAUCGAGUACCGAUAAGGUAUAGCUCAGUCGAUAGUAGAAGUGCCUGUGAAUUGUCAAAUUCGAGUUCCGGUGUCAUAGUCGAUGAAUAAAGAAGAAAUUAGCAUUGAGGUAA